Messenger RNA from Galendromus occidentalis (western predatory mite), 864 nucleotides. RefSeq names its product cytoplasmic protein NCK2-like. The coding region runs from base 1 to 864 and encodes 287 amino acids. Gene Ontology annotation, molecular function: signaling adaptor activity; receptor tyrosine kinase binding. Gene Ontology annotation, cellular component: cytoplasm. The record is from RefSeq and is a predicted model, not a curated record. Gene Ontology annotation, biological process: ephrin receptor signaling pathway; cell migration. Lineage: Eukaryota; Metazoa; Arthropoda; Arachnida; Mesostigmata; Phytoseiidae. The transcript is spliced from 4 exons.
AUGAAGAAUUUUUACAGUCACGAUUUCCAAGCAACCAAGUCGGAUGAGAUUUCUCUAAGGAAAGGACAGCUCAUUGCGGUAUAUGAGAAGUCAGCUGACCUCUGGUGGUACGGGGUCGAGUCGAGGAACGAGGGCUGGUUCCCAUCAAAUCACGUUCACGCCAUUGAAGAGUCGCGAUCCGAGAAUCCCUCCGCCUCGUCCGCAGGAUCAGAUCAGCCGAUACCCCCAAGCGUGCCGUGCUCGACGCCAUACCUCAGUCUUGUAGGGCCCUUAGGCUCUAAACGUGGAUCGGAAGUCGCAGCGAUGGACAAAUACAGCUCACCCACGCACGGAUCGCAGCACACGGUUGUUACCCUGCACUCCUUCCAGGCCCGCAACUCCGAGGAACUGUCAUUUUCGAAAGGUGAACGUCUGACUAUAUUGAGCGAACCUAGCGACGACCCGAAUUGGUGGUCUGCCAAGAACGUCAUGGGACAGGAAGGAUUAGUACCGCGUAAUUUCAUUCAAUUAGAGCUGAGUCAGAGCUCUUCGGACGCCAAUCUGGACUAUACGGGACAAGCCUGGUAUUACGGAUACAUAUCCAGGGCAUACGCUGAGGUUCUCCUAAAUGCCUUUGGGUCGAUUGGAGACUUCUUGAUCAGGCUAUCGGAAAGCUCUUCUGGUGAUCUCGCGCUAUCGGUUAGAGCACCCGGUCGGAACCACCAUUUCAAGAUCCAAGUCCAGGGAGAUACGUUCCGCAUCGGUUUCCGAAAAUUCUUCAGUGUCACGGAUCUCGUCGCUUACUUCCACCGCUCUCCGAUCUACACUAGUUCAGAGGGAUACCGAUUGUUCCUCGUGAAGGCCGCGAGGAGACCUGGAGCUUGA